CGGCAGGAUGACGGACACCCGGCGCAGGGUGAAGGUGUACACGCUAAAUGAGGACCGCCAGUGGGAUGAUCGAGGCACGGGACAUGUGUCCUCUUGCUACGUGGAGAGGCUCAAGGGCAUGUCCCUGCUAGUCAGGGCAGAGAGUGAUGGCUCUCUUCUUUUGGAGUCCAAAAUUAAUCCGAACACUGCGUACCAGAAGCAACAGGUGGUCUUCCUAAAUCCCUUUCUUCUGUGUACCACCUCUUCCUCAACCCUUUGGAAAAGGAAAAGAGAGUCUUCUGGGGCCUGCAAAAAUGAGAAAAUAGAUAGUAACUUUGAUCCUACAGAAAAAGAUACCUUGAUUGUGUGGUCUGAAGCUGAAAAUUAUGAUUUGGCACUUAGCUUUCAAGAAAAAGCAGGUUGUGAUGAAAUAUGGGAAAAAAUAUGUCAGGUUCAAGGCAAAGACCCUUCAGUGGAUAUUACUCAGGAUCUUGUUGACGAAUCUGAGGAGGAACGCUUCGAUGAUAUGUCAUCCCCAGGCCUAGAGCUGCCCUCCUGUGAGCUCAGCCGACUGGAAGAGAUCGCCGAGCUCGUGGCGUCUUCACUGCCUUCGCCGUUACGGCGCGAAAAACUCGCGUUAGCACUGGAAAAUGAGGGUUACAUUAAGAAGCUCUUAGAAAUUUUUCAUGUGUGCGAAGACUUGGAGAACAUUGAAGGACUACACCACUUAUACGAAAUCAUUAAGGGAAUUUUCCUUUUGAACAGAACUGCACUUUUUGAAGUCAUGUUUUCCGAGGAAUGUAUAAUGGAUGUAAUUGGAUGCCUAGAAUAUGAUCCGUCUUUAUCACAGUCACGGAAACACAGGGAAUUUCUGACUAAAACAGCAAAAUUUAAAGAGGUGAUACCUAUAUCUGAUCCAGAGCUGAAGCAAAAAAUUCAUCAGACAUACAGAGUACAGUAUAUUCAAGAUAUGGUCCUACCCACUCCCUCAGUUUUUGAGGAAAAUAUGCUAUCAACACUUCAUUCUUUCAUCUUUUUUAAUAAGGUGGAAAUAGUUGGCAUGUUACAGGAAGAUGAAAAAUUUCUGACAGACUUGUUUGCACAACUAACAGAUGAAGCCACAGAUGAGGAGAAAAGACAGGAACUGGUAAAUUUUCUGAAAGAGUUUUGUGCAUUCUCACAAACACUGCAGCCUCAAAACAGAGAUGCAUUUUUCAAAACUUUGUCCAAUAUGGGCAUACUGCCUGCACUAGAAGUCAUAUUGGGUAUGGAUGAUGCACAAGUACGAAGUGCAGCCACUGAUAUCUUCUCAUAUUUGGUUGAAUACAACCCAUCCAUGGUACGAGAAUUUGUCAUGCAGGAAGCGCAGCAGAAUGAUGAUGAUAUAUUACUCAUUAACCUCAUUAUAGAACACAUGAUUUGUGACACAGAUCCAGAACUUGGAGGAGCAGUGCUACUCAUGGGUUUGCUUCGUACUUUAGUUGAUCCAGAAAAUAUGCUUGCCACUGCCAAUAAAACAGAAAAGACAGAGUUCUUGGGUUUCUUCUACAAGCAUUGUAUGCAUGUUCUGACAGCCCCUUUAUUGGCCAAUACCACAGAGGACAAGCCUAGCAAAGAUGAUUUUCAGACAGCCCAGCUCUUGGCAUUAAUACUGGAAUUGCUAACUUUCUGUGUAGAACAUCAUACCUAUCACAUAAAAAACUACAUUAUUAACAAAGAUAUCCUGCGAAGGGUACUCGUGCUCAUGGCCUCAAAGCACGCCUUCUUGGCAUUGUGUGCCCUUCGUUUCAAGAGAAAGAUAAUUGGGCUAAAGGAUGAAUUCUACAACCGUUACAUAAUGAAAAGUUUUUUGUUUGAACCCGUGGUCAAAGCAUUUCUAAAUAAUGGUUCCCGUUACAAUCUGAUGAACUCUGCCAUAAUAGAGAUGUUCGAAUUUAUCCGAGUGGAAGAUAUAAAAUCGUUAACAGCACAUGUAAUUGAAAAUUACUGGAAGGCUCUGGAAGAUGUAGAUUAUGUGCAGACAUUCAAAGGACUGAAACUACGAUUUGAGCAACAAAGGGAAAGACAAGAUAAUCCAAAACUUGACAGCAUGCGCUCCAUUUUGAGAAACCACAGGUACAGAAGGGAUGCAAGAACCCUGGAGGAUGAGGAGGAAAUGUGGUUCAAUACUGAUGAGGAUGAUAUGGAAGAUGGAGAGGCAGUGGUGCCCCCUUCUGACAAGCCUAAAAAUGAUGAGGAUAUUAUGGACCCUAUCAGUAAAUUUAUGGAAAGAAAAAAAUUGAAAGAGAGUGAAGAAAAGGAAGUUCUUCUGAAAACUAACCUUUCAGGUCGUCAGAGCCCGAGUUUCAAGCUUUCUUUUUCCAGUGGUACAAAAUCUAACCUUACCAGCCAGUCAUCUGCAAGUAAUCUGCCUGGAUCCCCUGGGUCUCCUGGGUCUCCAGGGUCCCCUGGCUCCCCUGGAUCAGUUUCUAAAAGCACAUCUCAGAUGGCAGCUAUUACAACUAAGGGAGGCCUCGUUGGGCUUGUAGAUUAUCCUGAUGAUGAUGAAGAGGAUGAUGAAGAUGAAGAUAAAGAGGAAACUUUACCUUUGUCAAAGAAAGCAAAGCUUGAGUCAUCAUAAUGGCAACUGCUGAAGAACAUUACCAGUUGGGGAGGGAUUUUUUUUCCAAAAACAAAACAAACCCACAGCAAAGCAGCAAUCUUUUGUGAAUUACUGUGUAUGACACAGAUCAACCUAUACAAAUGGAUUUCUGCCAAUCAAGUGCCAAUUCAAAGGAGCAGAAGAAGUAGAAAUACUUCAUUUAGGGGAAAGACUUAUGCCUUUGAGCUCUCCAGCUUGGACCACGUUGCCCUUUUCUCAGGGAAGGAAAUGGAAAACAAAACAAAACAAAAAAAGAAAAAAAAGAAAAAAAGAAAAAAAAGCCAACAGGGCAGGAGUUUUGUUAGUGGAACUCUGGAUUGGCUGGUCAGUUGCUACAAUCAGAAUAUGCUUUCUUGGACCAUGUGUGAGACUUCUGAAGAAAAGGCGGGUUUUGCCAUAAUUCUUCACUAGUUAAGAAUGCCAGCAGUUUCUUUGUAUAAAAGAGACCUGCCUUUGAAAUCGUACAUUCUGAACAUUUUACUCAAGCUACAACAGGUUUUAAAAACCUCUGCGGGGGAGGGCCGAAUAUAAAGUUUCCUCUUUUUUUUUUAAAUCUGUUCCCUUUGCCCUUUAAACUGCAGAAAUUUUUUUUUGAGGUGGGGGAUUUGUUUGUCCCUUCUUGAUUAAAGAUUGAGUGGAAUUCUAGAUGUGGUCACUUUUGUGUCAUAAUUUUUUUUGCCCCCCUGAGUGUAUGCUUAGUUGUUGAGUAUAUAUUUGGGACCAUUAAAAUUUUUUGAUGUAAUAUAA
Molecule: messenger RNA, 3367 nt
Organism: Prinia subflava (tawny-flanked prinia)
Lineage: Eukaryota; Metazoa; Chordata; Aves; Passeriformes; Cisticolidae
Gene: PPP4R3A
Product: protein phosphatase 4 regulatory subunit 3A
Exons: 17
Coding region: 8-2599 (863 amino acids)
Biological process (GO): protein dephosphorylation; DNA damage response
Cellular component (GO): nucleoplasm; protein phosphatase 4 complex
Molecular function (GO): protein phosphatase activator activity
Source: RefSeq, a predicted model, not a curated record